AUGUGGCUGCUGCUGGUGGCCCUGUGCUUGGCCCAGGGGCUGGGCGAUGCCAUCCCAUCCACCGAAGUGAGCCACCAAAACCCUGAGCAGUUCAUGAACAUCAGUCAGAAGAUCUGUUUCCACGGGUAUCCCAGUGAGGAGUACAAUGUGCUGACGGAGGAUGGUUACUUCCUCAUCCUCAACCGCAUUCCCCACAGCAAGGGGGACACUGGUCACUCAGGAUCCAGGUUACCCGUGUUGAUAGUGCAUGGGUUCAGUUUAGACGGUGGUGACUGGGUGGACAACCUCCCCAGCAACAGCCUGGGCUUCAUCCUUGCAGAUGAGGGGUAUGAUGUAUGGAUUGGAAACAACCGGGGCAACAGCUGGUCUCGCCGGCACCUGAACCUUUCUGUCAACCAAGAGGAAUUCUGGGAUUUCAGCUUCCAUGAGAUGGCCAUGUAUGACCUCCCUGCCAUGGUGGACUUCAUCCUAAGGCAAACCAAGCAGGAGAAACUGUUCUACAUUGGCCACGCUCAGGGCAACUCAGUGGGUUUUAUAGCGUUUUCAAGCAUGCCACACCUGGCUGAGAAAAUCAAACUCUUCUUUGCACUGGCUCCUCUCUACACUUUUCAUCACGUCAAAGGCCCUGUGCUAAAGAUAGCAUUUUUACCAGAUGUGGUGCUGAAGGCAAUAUUUGGAACAAAACAGCUGACUUUGGUGGGGAGGAAGGAGAGAGCCAUCCUUGCAAAAGCAUGCAGCAACCUACUAACAGCUGAAAUCUGUGAAAAUGAGAUCUUCAUUAUUGGCGGGUACAACAAGAACUUGAAUGUGAGCCGACUGGAUGUAUACCUAGCUCAUUUUCCAGACUAUACAUCAGUAAAAACUCUUCUCCACUGGGGACAGACCGCCAAAACCGGGGAGUUCAAGCAGUUUGACUAUGGGGAGAAGAACCAAGAGAAGUACCACCAGGCUACCCCCCCCUUUUACAGGAUAGAAGACAUGACGGUGCCAACCGCCCUGUGGAGCGGUGGGCAGGAUUGGGUGACUCCCCCUCUGGAGACCCAGCGCUUACUCCCCCGCAUCACCAACAUCAUCCGUCACGAGCACUUCCCUGACUGGAACCACUUCGACCACCACUGGGGUUUGGAUGCUCCCCAGCGCAUGUACAGGCAGAUUGUUGCUCUAAUGAAGCAAAAUCCAUGA
Athene cunicularia (burrowing owl) is the source of this 1182-nucleotide messenger RNA. Its product is annotated as lipase member M-like. The coding region runs from base 1 to 1182 and encodes 393 amino acids. The record is from RefSeq and is a predicted model, not a curated record. The transcript has 9 exons. Gene Ontology annotation, molecular function: hydrolase activity, acting on ester bonds. NCBI's taxonomy places the organism in Eukaryota, Metazoa, Chordata, Aves, Strigiformes, Strigidae.